Rhineura floridana is the source of this 471-nucleotide messenger RNA. It is a transcript of the gene PRR29, whose product is annotated as proline rich 29. The coding region runs from base 1 to 471 and encodes 156 amino acids. The record is from RefSeq and is a predicted model, not a curated record. The transcript is spliced from 5 exons. NCBI's taxonomy places the organism in Eukaryota, Metazoa, Chordata, Lepidosauria, Squamata, Rhineuridae.
AUGACCAGCUCAGUCCAUCUCCUUCGAAUCAUCACCUUAGAGCAGCCAGAUUUAAUGGAGCUGAUGAUGAUACAAAAUGCUCAGAUGCAUCAGAUCAUAAUGAACAACUUGGCCAUGUCGGCAGUGGCAUACUUUGAAAACAGCCCAGUUCAGCCGGCUGCACAGGUGCCCCACAUCCCUUGGCAGAUAGAAGGAGAGGAAGAGGAUGAUCCAGCACCCCUUGUAUUCCACCACCAUUAUGCUCUCUAUCCAAGCACCAUUCCAUUCAUGGGAUGGCAGCCCUCAUCUCAGCCAUCAGCUUGGCCACGGCAACAGCCUGCCAUUCGCCACGUGGGCCCAUCACCUCAGGCAACUGGGAGGCAAGAUGGUCCAGUGGUCCCUCCACCCCCACCACCAAGUGCCACUGGAACUGUGACAGCCGACAUCCCACCAGCUUCAGAAUACUAUGACUACACUGAGGCACAAGGGUGA